UACACACAUCACCUUUUGCACAGGACCACACUUCGACACGUAGACCGUGUCUUCGUCUGGCCUACUAAUAUCUUUUUCGUCUAACACGACAUAAAAGCUACUAGGUUGUAGCAACUGCUAUUGCGGAGCUCAUAGAAACUAUCAUUUCACCGAAUAACAUGGAUAUUUCCUCUGUUCUCCAAGGCGGUUAUUCGCACCCCCUCUCGCGUCAAUGGCAAGCCCGCCGGUCACUCGACAAGUCGAUGCUUAUGUACCCUAUCUUCAUCACCGAUGAUCCCAAAGCGCGCGUAGAGAUUGCCUCGCUGCCUGGACAAUGCAGAUGGGGCGUGGAUAGGCUCGAGGAGUUCCUUGGGCCAUUGGUGAAGAAAGGGCUCAGGAGUGUGAUUCUCUUCGGUGUACCUCUCAACUGCGAGAAGGACGACCGCGGUACGCCCGCCGACGACCCCAAGGGCCCCGUCAUUCUCGCCAUCAAACUCCUCCGCUCACUCUAUCCCUCUCUCUACAUCGCAACCGACGUCUGUCUCUGCGAAUAUACCUCUCACGGCCACUGCGGUCUCCUGCACUCCGACGGUACCAUCAACUCUCCACCCUCCGCUGAGCGUAUCGCCGAGGUUGCGCUCGCUUAUGCUGAAGCGGGAGCGCACUGUGUGGCGCCGAGUGAUAUGAUGGACGGGAGGAUCAAAGCGAUCAAGAGGAAAUUGAUUGAUGGUGGGUUCGGGAAUAGGUGUCUGUUGAUGAGCUAUUCGGCCAAGUUUGCGAGUGGGCUUUAUGGGCCGUUUAGGGAUGCUGCAGGGAGCGCACCUUCGUUCGGAGACCGCAAGUGCUACCAGCUGCCACCCUCUGCCAAGGGCCUUGCUCGUCGUGCUAUCCAACGCGACGUCCUCGAAGGUGCCGACAUCAUCAUGGUCAAGCCCGCGCUCCCCUACCUCGACAUCCUCUCCCACGCCUCCGAGCUUGCUCCAGAUCACCCACUCGCGGCAUACCAGGUCUCAGGCGAAUACGCUAUGGUCGUCGCCGGUGCGAGGGCUGGAGUGUAUGACUUGAAGGCGAUGGCCUUCGAGACCACCGAGAGUAUUGUAAGGGCUGGCGCAGGGUUGGUGUUGACAUACUUCACGCCGCAAUUCUUGGAUUGGUUGGAUGAGUGAAGAGUACUUUUCGAUGAAGGUAAGACGAGGAGGAUACACAAAAAUGUUUUGGUUGGAAUUAUGUACGGGAUUCAAGGAUAAAAAGGAUUAGAUGGGAUCUUAUGUGGUGCGUUUCAAUGUGUAUGUAUGAUAACUUAUGGAAGCCUGUGUUCUCGAAAACUCGGGACAACAAGGCGUGGCGU
Stereum hirsutum FP-91666 SS1 is the source of this 1327-nucleotide messenger RNA. RefSeq names its product tetrapyrrole biosynthesis porphobilinogen synthase. The coding region runs from base 159 to 1145 and encodes 328 amino acids. Gene Ontology annotation, cellular component: cytosol. The transcript has 6 exons. Gene Ontology annotation, biological process: heme biosynthetic process. The record is from RefSeq and is a predicted model, not a curated record. Gene Ontology annotation, molecular function: porphobilinogen synthase activity; zinc ion binding. Lineage: Eukaryota; Fungi; Basidiomycota; Agaricomycetes; Russulales; Stereaceae.